Camarhynchus parvulus is the source of this 1752-nucleotide messenger RNA. It is a transcript of the gene TCFL5, whose product is annotated as transcription factor like 5. The record is from RefSeq and is a predicted model, not a curated record. Gene Ontology annotation, molecular function: DNA-binding transcription factor activity, RNA polymerase II-specific; protein dimerization activity; RNA polymerase II cis-regulatory region sequence-specific DNA binding. Gene Ontology annotation, cellular component: nucleus. NCBI's taxonomy places the organism in Eukaryota, Metazoa, Chordata, Aves, Passeriformes, Thraupidae. Bases 164 to 1741 code for a protein of 525 amino acids. The transcript has 6 exons. Gene Ontology annotation, biological process: spermatogenesis; regulation of DNA-templated transcription.
CGCCAGCCGCAGCUUGGUCCCCACUCUGUUACCUCGCCAAUCAGUGUUAAGUGCAAUUUUUUCUGCCUUUGGGUUUUUUUAAUGGAUAGUACUGACAAUUGUUGAAGGUUUUAUGGUUUUCUGUUGAAAGGGACAUUGGUAACUGAUUAGGUUUGCUGUAGCCAUGUCAGGAUCAGCCCCCGAGGAGCCUCAGACCAUUCCUCAGAGCCCAGCUAGUGUUCCUGACCCCGCUCCCGUUGCUGUCGGACCUGGAGGCUCAAGUGACAGUACCUUUGGUGAGCAAAACCUUGGCUUCGCCACCCCCGAGGCCAGCCUGGUGGAGAUGAUGGACAUUGAGUACACCCAGCUGCAGCACAUACUUUGCUCGCACACGGAGGCGCAGAGUAGCGAAGGUGAAGUGGAAGCCAGGCUCAGCGCUUUCUCCUCGCCUGGCCCCUCUGCAGACCCCCCUCUGCAGCAGCCCUCCCCCAGCACCAGUCAGGACGGGGGCUCAUCCAACAGCUCUGGGAACCAGUCGGUCUGCCCAGUGACCUGUCAGUCAGGGUUGCCUUGUGACAGCUACUGGCCGAGUUCUAACCCGCACCUGGGCUAUGCUGACCUCCAGGAGCUCAGGAUGAUGUUACUUAGCGAGUCCAACCUCCCUGUGAACCAGAGAGAGAAAGCGCCCAACAGUAGUAGCUCUGUAGAAGUCUCGGGAUGCAGUGUAGCAAAAGCUAAACAGGGUGAAAAUUUCUUGGGGGAGAAUAAGGAAAACAUAUUUGUUGAAAAUUCGGCACUGGCACCAGAGGUUAGAUCUAAACCUGCAGUCAGAGCUCGGUUGGAAGACAGAUUCAACAGCAGCCCGACAGAAAACCCCAGAUGUCAAGAACCCCAAGAAUCUGGAGUAACUCUUAACAAUUUAGUGACAUUGAUCCGCCAGCCCUCAGAAGUGGUGGGUGUUCCUCUUCACCAGCAAGGGAACAGGUGUGCUGCACUAGGGAAAAAUAAGGCUGCACCUGCCACACAUUCCUUACCAUUUACUUACCCGUUCUUUACCAUGAAUGCAUGUUCUGCUGCUGGAAGUGCUAACCCUUCCCAAGCACAGACCUGUGGAACAUCUUGCACUAUUUUGGAAGCUGCCAAACAUCAAGACCUUGGGAUACCCAAAACAUUCCCUUUUCUCUAUCAGGAAGUUGAAUCCACAAAACAGACAGUAGGUGCUAUAAAUAAAGCUUUGCCUGAGGAAGUUUGGAUUAAAGUUGGAGACACCUUAUGCAAGCAAGCCAUAAACAGAAGUUGCAGCCGAAUAAAUCUGUUGGAUGCAAACAUGGAUCGCAAACCUCUCGGUGAGAUUCGGAACGCCCGGGACAACAACCAGAGCACUGCAGCUGCCCAGGGCCCCUGGCAGUCAGCACAGCCCAGCUCCAGUGUGCAGGUGCAGAGUGGUUCCCAGGAUGGAAGUGCUCAGAGGAGGGAAAGGCACAACCGCCUGGAGAGAGACAGGAGGCGCAGGAUCCGGGUUUGUUGUGAUGAGCUCAAUCUCCUCGUUCCCUUCUGCACGAUCGACACUGACAAGGCAACAACUUUGCAGUGGACAACUGCAUUCCUCAAGUACAUUCAGGAAAGGCACGGCGACUCCCUGAAGCAGGAAUUUGAGACUGUGUUCUGUGGUAAAACAGGCAGGAGACUAAAAAUUGGAAGACCAGACUCAUGUGUAAUGUGUCCAGCACAGGAAAACCGCACAGCUAUGGAGACCAAAUAGCCUGACCUGCC